AUGCCUUCUACAAUCGACACAAUCCGAGAACUCACCAACACCUAUCAUGCAUAUGUGUUCGGAACAAGUUUCUGGUACUUCCUCAGAGGUAUCACUCGCGUGAUCGAUCCGGCGACGGUCUGCGACUGGUUCAGGCCGCCCAAGGAUGGACAUCCGGCUGCGAAUGACCUCGAACUCUACACAACCUGGACCGACGCCUGGUGUCUCCUCGCCCUCUCCGCCAUCCUCCUCGUCCUAGCCGACGCCGUGCCCCUCCCCGCCUCCAUCGCCGGCUCCUCCCUCUCCGCCGCCACCUCGACCCCCAAAUCCAAGAAACCUUAUGCGCGCGCCGUGAUUGUCAUCACCAUGUUGCACCAUGCGGCGACGGGGUAUGGCGCGUUUCAGCACUGGGUCCAGCCGAGCCAUCAUACGAUUGCGAUGGAUAUUGGGGUUUAUGGGAAUGUGGCGUUGAUUGCUUUGGGGGCGGCGGCGUUGGCGUGGGGGUUGGAGGAGGAUGGGAUGGUGCUUAGGGAUGGGAAGAAGAAGCGUUGA
Messenger RNA from Zasmidium cellare ATCC 36951, 531 nucleotides. RefSeq lists its product as uncharacterized. The record is from RefSeq and is a predicted model, not a curated record. The transcript is spliced from 4 exons. NCBI's taxonomy places the organism in Eukaryota, Fungi, Ascomycota, Dothideomycetes, Mycosphaerellales, Mycosphaerellaceae. The coding region runs from base 1 to 531 and encodes 176 amino acids.